Ipomoea nil (Japanese morning glory) is the source of this 1189-nucleotide messenger RNA. RefSeq lists its product as uncharacterized. The record is from RefSeq and is a predicted model, not a curated record. Bases 132 to 812 code for a protein of 226 amino acids. NCBI's taxonomy places the organism in Eukaryota, Viridiplantae, Streptophyta, Magnoliopsida, Solanales, Convolvulaceae. The transcript has 2 exons.
CUUCCGUAAUUACCAUCCGUGGUCCUCCGAGUUGCGAAAAUUGACCUGUUGCUAUCCUCCCGUUAGUUCCUGCCGUCUAAGCCGUCAAAAGAAAGGGUAAAAAUGUCAUUUGUCAUAUAUAAUUCUUUUUUAUGUAUUUUUUGUUAUCUCACAUAGAGGAGCAGCUAGCUGUCGGCAACGAACUUCUUUCCCGGCGAGCCAUUAGAAUGGCGGCAACAGAGAAGACCAACAACACCACCAUCCUUGUCUCUUCUUCUCUUCUCACCCACCGUCGUCCUUCUCCUUUUCUCUCUCGGCCGGCGAGCAGAAGACGAGAAGCAACGGAUCUUGCGACGCUCUCAUUUCCUCCGGCGACCUCCGUUCUUCCCAACGAGCAGGGCACGAAGGCAACCCAGCAGAUCGAUGCCGACACCUUCUGUUUUCGGUGGCUGAUCUCUCUUUCUCUCUCUCUUAGUCGACGGGUAAGAUGGGUCAGCGGCGAAGCAGCAACGACGAACGACGACCUUUUGUUUCUUUCCGACGAACAGUUGACGCGAGGCGAGCAGAUCCAGCGGUGGUUGACGGUGGUCGAGGCUGAGCAGUGGCUUCCGGUGUGGUGGUGGGUGUUUCCAGUGAACCCUCAUCUCCAAAUUCAACUUAUUGAUUCAACUUCGAUUCUCAAUUUCACGAAAAAUAGGUUUGCUUGGCAUGUCUGUUACUGCUCUUCCUUGUUCCAAUUGUCAACCUUUUGCCCCUUCUCUUUGAUUUCAUCAUGGCAAAGGUUUACAGAUUAUUUGGGAAGGAGUAUCAAAAACCUGCAAGGGUUCCUUUAGCUUGUCCGUAUAAAUCAUCGGCCACCAAACCCAAUAACUCAGUUAGUAAUAUACACAAUCACAUUUAUGUAUUCGUAUGGGAUGGGUAUGGCCUGGGGAUGCUGCAAGUGAUUUCCUUGUUGCUAUAGCUACACCACAGUAUGAGAAUGGCGAUGGCUUUGGCGUGUUUGAUGAGAAUGAUGAUGGGUUCAUAGACAAAAACAAGGUGGAGAGGAUCCUUUGCAGAAUGGGUGAAUGGGUUUCUCAAAGCUUUCGCAGGAGGAUUGCAGGAAGAUGAUCAUGGCGUAUGAUGACAACAAAGGUGGGAACAUUGAUUUUCGUGAGUUCUUGAAGCUAAUGGAGCACAGUUUUGGAUAGCUUAGUUUGCUCUUGCCUUA